UCAGCACUUACGCUCAAGACUUUCUCUCACCUGUGGGGAAGGGGUUGUUAAUUCCCACCACUUCUCCUACCGCCUACCAGUUUUCCUCUUCUCUGUCUCUCUCUCUCAUCACCAGCUGCAUGGGAUGCGAAGUUCCAAAAAAUCUGCAACUCUCCAAGACACCAACUUGCCAUUUUUAUGGCUUUCUUGAGGUACCCAUCUUCUCGUGUCUCCACAUCUUCUCUCUCAUCCUCUCUCCCCCUGUCCUCCAAAUUUCCCUCUCCAAAACUCAAUCAAACCUUCUCUUCCCCCCUCUUUCUUGAACAGACUGCCUCUAGUUUUCUGCUUUCAGGCCUCUCUUUGCUUUUCCACUAGUAGGUUUCUUUUUCAAUUUCUUGAUGAUCUUUCUGAGGUAGAAACUCCAAAAGUCACAUCUUUAUGUAUCUUGGAGAUUUCAAAGUCAAAACCCAAAACCCAUUUCUUUUGGUUAGGGUUUCUGAUCUUUUUGUAGAUCUCCCAAGCCAAAGGUUUUUCUUUGGUUCUCAUAAGUUUUUUCAGAUACCCAACUUUAUUUUCUAGAAUCUAUGUAGUUGAAGGUGGAUCCUAAACUAGCUCUGUAAAUUAUAGGAAGAUUGUGGCUUUUUGUUAGAUUUGCUCCAAGAUUGAAGCUUUCAGGCAAUUGUGUUAAUUGGGUCUAAACCCUGAUGCCAGUAAUUUGGGGGCAUCUUUAGCUGCUGUAAUUCGGGUUUUUUUAUAGUUCUGAUGUUUUGUUAAGCCCAAUUGAUGGUUAUUAUCCAAAACAUGGCUGCAAAUGGGCACUGUUUCGUGGAGUGGAAAGAGCAAUUUGUUUCUAAGGAGCGGGGUAACCGUGUGGUUCACUACUUUUUGAAGGAUAUUUCAGGGGAGUCCAUUCUUGCUGUUGUUGGCACUGAAAGGAGUGUUAGGCACAUGUUCUAUGUUGUUUCUGAGGAGUUCUUGAAUGUUCAAGGGGCAGACAAUUCGGUCCAUGCCGGUUUCAGAUGGAGAUCUAGGAGAGAGGUUGUUAAUUGGCUCACAUCUAGGCUAUCAAAGCAGCACCGGCACAGCGAUCGGUCCAACAAAUUGCAGAAGGAUGAUCUGAUAGCUGAAGCCAGCGGUGAACAGACCCCCCUGCCUGACUAUAGGGGCAGUUUGGCAAGGAACUUGAAAGGACACAGUUCAGAUAUUGCGUGGUCAGGUGUUUCCUGGACAUGCGGAAAACAACUCAAGCACUACCCAGCAUUUUGCAGAAAUGGGAUUAAAAUAGCGAUCCAUUCCUUUGUCUUUGUCAUGGCUGAAGAAGGAAAUCAUUACCUUGCAUAUAUAGAAGAUAUGUAUGAAGAUAGGAAGGAACAGAAAAAGGUCAAAGUAAGGUGGUUUCAUCGUACUCAAGAAAUCAAGCGUGUGAUUUCCCUACGAAAUCCUCAUCCAAAAGAAGUUUUCAUUACACCUUAUGCACAGGUCAUAAGCGUGGAGUGUGUGGACGGUUCCGCCAUAGUCUUAGCUCCUGAAGAUUAUGAGAAAUGUCUUGCUGGUUUUCCAAGUACUUUGGUAGCCAGAUUACACCUUUGCUAUCGGCAAUUCAAAAGCAAUCGUGUGAAGCCCUUCAAACUGAGUAAACUACGUGGCUACUUUGAUCAGCCAAUUUUCUCGUGUUUGGAUCCUGAUUUUGACGAUGAGGAGCUUAGCCCAGGGGACAAUGUACAGGUGGGAGUUAAAAGAGCACAAAGAGCUAGAGAGUGGCAGAUGUUGACAUGUGAGUCAUCAUUUCGGAACUUGAAGAGGAGAAGACUAAUUUCCCACAAUUUUAAGGUUAAUGAAAAGGUAGAGUUGCUUUGUCAAGAUAGUGGUAUCAGAGGUUGUUGGUUCAGGUGUACAGUCUUGCAGGUUUCCCAGAGACAGUUGAAAGUGCAAUAUGAUGAUUUGAAGGAUGAAGAUGGGUGUGGCAAUCUUGAGGAAUGGGUCCCUGCUUUUAGACUGGCAAUGCCUGAUAAACUUGGAAUGAGAUGCCCAAGUCGCCAAACAAUCAGACCUUCCCUCUCUCAUGAUCAGAUAGAUCUUUCCCUUGAGGUUGGAGCUCCAGUGGAUGCUUGGUGGAGCGAUGGCUGGUGGGAAGGUGUGGUGGCUGGAAUUGUUGACUCUGGAGAUGAAACUCUGCAAGUUUACGUUCCCGGUGAAGAUUUACUUCUGAGUGUAAUUAGGAAGAACCUAAGAGUUUCAAGAGAUUGGAUGGGAGACCAGUGGGUUGAUAUUGAGGCGAAUCGCGACAUUCUUUCAGCCAUAUCUGCUGUUGUCAGCCAGGAUACUAAGGUUUCAGCAUCCCCAAAGGAGCCCAACUCUGAUGAUUUGCUCAAGUUAUGCCAUGAAGCUCCCAUCAGCACCAAACUUGAUGUAGUCAAGGAGAAGGUUGAGCCUUUAGAUGAUUUCGUCCCUUGUGAUUACGUUUCAAGAGAUAUGGACCAAGUGAAUGAUGAGAAGCAGCUGGUGGUUGAAGAAAGAGACGAUAGUAAUAUGGGUGAUGAAAGUCCAGAAAAAGACAAUGCCGAGCAUGCUCAUAGUAAUCAUGACAAUGUUGAAGACCAGAAUGAUGAUGAUGAUGAUGAUGCUGAUGCUGAUGCUGACAACGGUGGUGGCGUUGGCAAUGGGGACAGGGACGUGGACGAAAAUGGGCACACGUUAGACGAGUUUGAGAUUGCUGGGCAGAAAUGUGAAGCAGAGUUGUUGGAAGUGGUUGCAUAGUGCCUUGAAUCGGCGAGACACGCUGGCAUUACUUGAUGCAAAAAGGUGAUGUGUACUAGUAUAUACGGACGUGUAUAUAUAAAGAAAAUCUUGUUUGGGCUUCCACUGCAAGUUUGAUUUAACCGAAGUAGUUUUAGGUGUACAGAAAUGAGGUUAGAACUCUUUGAGGAACUCUGUUCUGAAUUGUUUUAGAAAUAGGUGACUGGGAUGAGGGGAUCCCUUUAGAUAGAAGCUCUCUAAAGGGCUGAAUCAUGUUGUAUCAAUUUCUGAUGUGUUUCUGUGCAAUUUCGGAAGGAAGUGUGUCACAAAAGGAUGUAGAUCUUUUGUAUGAGACCUCAAAAUGAAUUCCAUAGUCCGAUUUAGUGUAUGCAUAUUCUUUUUUUUUUGUUUGUUGAAUAAAGGGUGCGAUUAUUUUGCCA
Messenger RNA from Rhododendron vialii, 3155 nucleotides. RefSeq lists its product as uncharacterized. Lineage: Eukaryota; Viridiplantae; Streptophyta; Magnoliopsida; Ericales; Ericaceae. Bases 763 to 2736 code for a protein of 657 amino acids. The transcript is spliced from 6 exons. The record is from RefSeq and is a predicted model, not a curated record. Gene Ontology annotation, molecular function: chromatin binding.